UCGUCAGCGCUAACCUCGCCUAGCUUGACGUCAUUGUUUCAGCUACCCACAACAGCGGCUCUGGGGUCGUCGGUAGUGUCAUUUUAAACCCCUAACCCGGGUCUGUUAACCCGGGUCUGUUAACCCGGUUGAUCCCUUUGAUGGGAAUUCCCUCCAGGAUGAUUCCCACCGAGGACGCGUCCGCCAGGAAGCGGGAGAUUGAGGAGAAACUGAAGCAGGAGCAGGAGACGCUGUCAUUCAUCAGAGAGAACCUGGAGAAGAGUGAUCAGCUGACCAAGGGCAUGGUCUCCAUCCUGUCUUCGUUCGAGAGCCGCCUGAUGCAGCUGGAGAACUCCAUCAUCCCGGUCCACAAGCAGACGGAGAACCUGCAGCGUCUGCAGGAGAACGUGGACAAGACUCUGUCCUGCAUGGAUCACGUCAUCAGUUACUACCACGUGGCCAAAGACACGGACAGGAUCAUCCGAGAGGGGCCGACGGGAAGGUUGGAUGAGUAUCUCGCUUGUAUCGCAAAGAUCCAGAAAGCUGUGGAGUACUUUCAGGAUAACAACCCCGACAGCCCCGAACUCAACACAGUGAAAGCGCGCUUCGAGAAAGGCAAAGAGCUGCUGGAGGCCGAGUUCCGCAGCCUGCUGACCCGCUACAGUAAGCCCGUUCCCCCGAUCCUCAUCCUGGACGCCAUCAGCGUGGACGAGGAGCUGGAGGUCCAGGAGGACGUGGUGCUGGAACACCUGCCCGAGGCCGUGCUCCAGGACAUCAUCUGCAUCGCCGGCUGGCUGGUGGAGUACGGACGCAACCAGGAUUUCAUGAACGUCUACUUCCAGAUCCGGUCCAACCAGCUGGAUCGCUCCAUCAAAGGCCUGAAGGAUCACUUCCGCAAGAACAGCGCCUCCUCCGGGAUCCUCUACUCGCCCGCCGUCCAAACCAAACGCAAGGACACGCCGACCAAAAAGGCUCCGAAGAGACCAGUCUACAUCCCAGGGACCAUUCGCAAGGCUCAGAACCUUCUGAAACAGUACUCACAGCAUGGGCUGGAUGGGAAAAAGGGGGGCUCUAACCUCACUCCUUUGGAAGGUUACGAUCACGACCUGCGGGUCAAACACCACUCUGACGCCCUGACUGAGAAGCACGGGGCCGCCGCAGGGAAGGACGACGUUCUGGACAUCGAGAUCGACUCCUACAUCCACUGUAUCAGUGCCUUCGUGAAGCUGGCCCACAGCGAGUACAGCCUGCUGGCAGAAAUCAUCCCCGAGCACCACCAGAAGAAGACCUUCGACUCCCUCAUUCAGGAGGCGCUCGACAACCUGAUGCUGGAGGGAGACAACAUCGUGUCCGCAGCCCGCAGAGCUAUAAUGCGCCACGACUACUCGGCCGUCCUCACCAUCUUCCCCAUCCUCAGACACCUGAAGAUCAACAAGUCUGACUUUGACACGACGCUGCAGGGAACAGCAGCCAGCACCAAGAACAAGCUGCCGACGCUCAUCACCUCCAUGGAGACGAUUGGAGCCAAAGCGCUGGAGGAGUUCGCAGACAGCAUCAAGAAUGAUCCCGAUAAAGAGUACAACAUGCCCAAGGAUGGAACAGUGCACGAACUCACCAGCAACGCCAUCCUGUUCCUGCAGCAGCUGCUGGACUUCCACGAGACAGCCGGAGCCAUGCUGGCCUCGCAAGUACUGGGGGACACUUACAAUAUUCCUUUAGACCCCCGAGAGACGAGUUCAGCGAGCAGCUACACCUCCGACUUCAACAAAAAGCUCCUGAGCACUUAUAUAUGUAAAGUGCUCGGCAACCUACAGCUGAACCUGCUCAGCAAAUCCAAAGUGUACGAGGAUUCGGCUCUCAGCGCCAUCUUCCUGCACAACAACUACAACUACAUCCUCAAGUCGCUGGAGAAGUCUGAGCUGAUCCAGCUGGUCACUGUGACUCAGAAGAAGGCUGAGAGUUCCUACAGGGAGCUGAUCGAGCAGCAGAUCUGGAUGUACAAGAGCAGCUGGUUGAAAGUCACGGAGCACCUGACGGACAGGAACAUGCCCGUCUUCCAGCCCGGCACCAAGCUGAAAGAUAAAGAGCGACAAGUGAUUAAAGACAAGUUCAAGGGUUUUAACGACGGUCUGGAGGAGCUGUGUAAGAUCCAGAAGGGUUGGGCCAUCCCGGACAAAGAGCAGCGAGACUCCAUCCGUCAGUCUCAGAAGAAAGUGGUGUCUGAUGCUUACAGGGCCUUCCUGCACAGAUGCGCCAACAUCUCCUUCACCAAGAACCCCGAGAAGUAUCACAAGUAUCGACCGGAGGAGGUGGAGGAGAUGAUUGAAAGGCUGUUCGACACGUCCGCCUGAGCUUCGCUUUGAUCAGCUCCGGCUCCUGUUCCCCCGCGCCUCACCCCGAGCUCAACACGAGCUCCUCUAACAACACUCGAGCCUCUCCUCACACUACCGCCACCCUCCUCCUCCUCCUCCUCCUCGUCUGAUGAAUGUUUUGUACAAAGAUAUGAACAUGAUGUAUUUAUGUAAUUUAGCCGUUCCAGCUUAGCAUUUCAAAACCAUAAUAAAGGGAACUCUGUGAA
Dicentrarchus labrax (European seabass) is the source of this 2557-nucleotide messenger RNA. RefSeq names its product exocyst complex component 7 (gene exoc7). The record is from RefSeq and is a predicted model, not a curated record. Gene Ontology annotation, biological process: exocytosis. The coding region runs from base 141 to 2330 and encodes 729 amino acids. The transcript is spliced from 22 exons. Gene Ontology annotation, cellular component: exocyst. NCBI's taxonomy places the organism in Eukaryota, Metazoa, Chordata, Actinopteri, Moronidae. Gene Ontology annotation, molecular function: phosphatidylinositol-4,5-bisphosphate binding.